This is a messenger RNA of Sphaeroforma arctica JP610, 3145 nucleotides long. RefSeq lists its product as hypothetical. The transcript has a single exon. Lineage: Eukaryota; Ichthyosporea; Ichthyophonida. The record is from RefSeq and is a predicted model, not a curated record. The coding region runs from base 1 to 2523 and encodes 840 amino acids.
AUGGUAGAACUUAGAGUCAUACAAGAUGGCGAGAAGCCCCCACGACCUGCAUUGUUGGGCACAGCACCUCAGGAGAUGAAGAUUACUAGUGAUAAAGCCACGAAGCCCACGGCGCCUGCGUUCACAGUACGACCCCCACACGCGGAGCACCAUUUGCAGCAGCAGCGCCGUGCAGCACAACGACAAACGCCAGGUCAAAGCUCGAUUGUGGCACAUGCCGAACAACGAGCACGCACGCGCAUGCGUCAAAAUAAGCAAGCUAUUCUAAGUAUUAGUCAGCCGUCGGAGAUCACUCAUGUGUAUCCAGUAUCGUAUGCUGAACAUCGACCGAUGGGUGCGAAAAAUCAGUAUUCUGUGCCGAGCAUAUCCGAGACGCGCGCACCACGUUCAGCCCCUUUACUUGCGAGUCCGCAUACACAGAGUCGUUCUCGAUGCGAUUAUGCAUAUGCCGGAAAUGAGCCAUGUGUACCGAACUAUGCCACUGCUUUUCACCAUGGAGCGUUAGGAAGGCAAUUUAGUGAUAUUCAUCCCAGUGUUAUCCAUCAAUCACCAAUUCCUCAACUUCCAAACCAUCGCACCCGUGCACAAUCGCUGCCUAGAAAUGCACCCAGCCAUCAUUUCGAUAACGGUCUCAUGCCCAUACCCACAACACCUACACCAAUCUCGCGGGUGGCUUCGCCCAUCUUGAAACUCACUCAAAACGGCACAAGUCAUGGUAUGAUGGCUUAUUCUCGCCAUUAUGAAGCGUUAGAGCGGGAGAUGCAAUUGGAGAACGAGGAUACAAUCGAAAGAAGUCGAACUUCUAAGGAGCGGCGCGACCUGGAGCUGGAGCAAAAAGUACGAAACAUAGCUGCACGUAGACUGUCUAGUGAAGCAAAGCAUAGUCAAUUCGAGAGUUUCCAAACUAUACAAACAGAGAUACAAAGGCAGCAGCAACAGCAAGAACAGCAACAGUACGAUCAAUAUCAGAACCAGCAGUGUCCAAAAAUGCUUUCCAACUCCCUUCCCGUGGCGAAUACAAAACAGCCGGACUCCAUGUCAGUACCUGAGCCAAAUAAAAGUGUAUCCCCGGUGCUCAAACAUCGUACUGGUGGAGCAAUACCCAUCAUCGACCCUGCGACAGGCGAUCGGUUGAGGCAUACACAAGCCACCUUCAACACACAAUCAGUCGAGUAUUACUCGGAUUCGAAAGUGGCUGCACCGGUUGACCCACCCAAAUACGAAUUUGAUUUUACUAAAGGAGCUGCAGAAUCGACUGAAAAGCGUUGGAGUCCCGGAAUGUCUCAUUUGCGUCGCGGUGUGCCAACACGCUUGCAUGCAUCGGUGAAAAAGAAAUCGCGUGUGCUUUCGAACGGCAUGUGUGUGCAGCAACUUCAGGAUCUGAUCGAUUCUCAUCCAUCAUCCUUAUCCUGUGAUGCAAAAAUCUUCGAUCAGAAUUCGAGCGAGCACGUUGUCAACUCAUCAGCAAAGUUAGAGUCGAUUAUUCGUAACACCGACCAUGACAACAUUGCGGAAGAUACACAGCCAUCCACUUCCUUAGUGUCACAGGGUGUCGCACCUCUAUGUCAGUCGUUCGAAUCUCUCUCAGUGAGUGGUCGAAUUGGAAUCGCACCCAAUACUUCGGAAGAAUUUCGGGUUCACAGCGAAGUACAGUUUAAGGCACAGACAGAAGUGGACUCUACACCUCCCACACCAUCAGUUCUCGGUGCUUAUAAACGGUUUAGUCUCGCUUCGAUAAGCCCAUCAUGUGAAGCGUUAGUGGGCGGCCGUGACGUUGACAAUGCCAUUAACGUUGUCGCGCACAGCUCUGGUACUUCACUAACUCCUGAGGCCACUGGGCUAUGUAAUGACGUGGUCGACACCCUGUCUAUGCCAAAUGUGGACCUGGAUUCUAAUGACAUGGGGCGAAAUAGCAGCGUAGACUCGUUUUCAGCGUUCCAGACUAUGUUGGAAGGCAUUAAGGAGGCUUCGACCACGGCCCUGGCAUUUCCUGCCGUGGAUCAGUACAACAGCUGCGACACACUUAGUCUGUUGUUUGCGAUGGAUGGUGCCAGCUCUGAACAGGACGAUCCCGUGCACAUAUCCACCGGUAGAUCGCAAGUGUCCGGUGAGCAUGCAGACGAGGAUAUCAGUGCAAAUAGCAGUGACGAUGAAGAAGGGAGCACAGACAUGGCUGGGAAUUUACACAACCUGUUGAAAUCGGCGGCUCAUCUUAACUUUGUAAACUCCCUGACCGACUCGGAAGACGAUAAUGUCGAAGAGGAUGCCAAAACUAUGAAUAGCACACUCAAGAAAACACGGCCACGCAGUGUGAGUACAAGGGAUUUUUACAACCCACAACCACAUACAAGCCCGAGCCCAAGUCCCAGUCCUGGGCGUCCGAACUUGUACAAUGCCAUAUUCAGUACGGCUUCUCCAUUGCACACGGUCCGCAAGAGCCGAUUCGAUACCAUGGGCGGCUACAGUGCAUUCGAGACGUAUGGUGACACUAAGGCGUUCGUAUUUCCGCCGCCAUCGCACUAGGUUGUACCUGCUGUGAGCACAUAAGGAUUCAAAUGUAGAUAGAUACACACACACAUGCAUGCCUGUGUAGAAAUGUAUAUGCAAAUAUAUGUGUAUGAGUAGACAUGCAUGAUCGUAAGAUUGCAACUAUUGAUACACUUCUCUUUCACCGUGUAGACACUUGUGAACUAGCUUACUUACAUCACAUAUAAUUUAUUCUACACAAUUUUAUUGUACAUACCUACUUGUACUGUGUUAUUGCUCUAUAAAUGUACAUGCACUGUGUACAAUUUUCACAGUAUACAUGAUAAGUCCACAGUCACAUACCUAAAAUGCAAUUUACGUCUGUAUAUACUGUGUUAGCAUGUAACACAAUGAACAUAAAGAUGCGCAGGCUGCUAUCCAAAUAUGCAUAUAUCUCUUUCCAAGGAAAAAAAGCUCAGCCAACUAGCACGUGUGACUGCAUUGUAUGCGUCCUAAUCCGCCAACGGAGUGAAUUAGUCUACAUGGACACGUGGUACUUGCUGACACGAGAUAGCAACCGAUGCUUUCCACACCACGACCAGCACAAUCGAGGCGAUGCACGUUUGUGUAUAUACAGAACUUGUACAUAGCCAUAAUGCCACAGGGCGACAAUAAAAAC